This is a messenger RNA of Sabethes cyaneus, 1698 nucleotides long. RefSeq lists its product as uncharacterized. The transcript is spliced from 3 exons. Bases 79 to 1584 code for a protein of 501 amino acids. Lineage: Eukaryota; Metazoa; Arthropoda; Insecta; Diptera; Culicidae. Gene Ontology annotation, molecular function: protein binding. The record is from RefSeq and is a predicted model, not a curated record.
UGCUCUUUACUCGGAAAUGAUGGAUUAAAGUGAUUCAAAAAUAAUAAAAUCUGUGAUUUAAAUGCAUAAAAGUUAAUUAUGAUUUCUAUUCUACCACCAGAGAUAAUAUCGAAAAUUUUUGAGCAUCUUAACCGCGGCGAACGCUUAACGGCUGCUGGUGUGUGUCGACAAUGGUACGAGCUAGCAUUUGGGUCAAAAUUCUGCCGUGAACUAUGUCUGCAACUGAACUCGAGUAAACCAGAAAUAACAGCCCUUCGGCAAAGUGCUUUAUGGAACCGUUGUCGAAAAGUAUCGAUCCGAUGUGAUGAACUGAACGAUGAUGCAAAAGCUUUUCUAAAGGAGUUUUUUGCAAGCGCGCCGCUCGAAUGGUGUCAUAUCGAUGGCAAUAGUGCACUGGUAAAAGAUUUGCUGGUACAUAGUAUGGCACAUUUGACACAUUUUAGUGUGUAUUUACAUCCUAGUGAGUUGCAUGGUGGCGAUAUAAAGCUCAACAUUAAUUUCGAUACGUUAAAGUGCCUAAAUCUUCGUGCCCCGCUGAACAAUGCUUUGACGCUGGACGUUAGCUGCCCAAACUUGAUUACCCUAAAUAUGGUAGUGCUUAAUGACGAAUGUAUUUCAAUUAUAACAAAGCUGCGCAAACAGUUGGAAGGUUUGGAGAUUUCGAUGACAUCGGCGGUAUCGCUUAGCAGAAUGGCAGUAGAACCAUUUGAAAGGUUGACAACGUUAGCUUUGUGGGUUACACCGCAGUACGAAGAGCUCAAGCAAGUUUUGGAACAAACACCUUUCCUCGAAGAUAUGUACUUGAAUGUAGGCUAUGCCGAUACUACCGUCGGAGACUGCUUUAAUAGGUUAAAAAAUCUAAAACGUUUAACGCUUGUGGGUAUAAAAAUCGAUACGAGUGCAUUUUUCGGAACAAUGCACAAAAUGAAACAACUCACGAAACUGUCACUUGAAAGAUGCAGCUUUAUCAGCGCACAAAACGAACCAAAACCGACGAUUGUAUCGGAAAGUGUAACAAAUUUUACGUUGAGUAACGAGAACGAAAAUUUCGUGUUACCAAAUUUUCCCAAUCUUGAGGAUCUUACAUUUCUGUACAGUUGUCAACCAGCGGUCGACGUUCUAGGCAUAAUUAGUCACCAGUAUAAGAAGCUAAAAAGGCUUAAUUUCGGUGGAAACCCAGGAAUAAUUAGCAUGUUUCACCAUCGUUCUUCGAUAGCGUACCUGAACAAAAUCCAACAUUUAAAUAACAUCCAGUUCAGCCGUUUAUCGCUGCAAGACUAUAACUGGGCCUCGUGUGGAGAUCUUCAGAUUCAGAAACUAAGACUGGUGGGAUGUAUGAUCGAUGGAACGGGAGCACAGCAGAUUGUGCAAACUUUUCCCGGACUUCGUGAACUAUUCAUCGACAACAGUUACCUUCGACAGCCCUCCGAGGUGUUCGACAUUGAUGAAAAUUGCUCCCGGGGAUUGCGCUCGUAUCUGCCCCAGUGUCGGGUGUCGUACUACGAUUGCCAUAUCGAAGCGCGUUACGAUACGUGUGCCGGUCGCAGGCCUCGGCCAGAGGAAGUUAAUGGUAAUGAGUGUUGAACUAGUACCUAUCAGGGAAGAUGUUCUCAUAGUAGAUGGAAUUAUAAAAAUUAAAUUGUUAUAUAGCGAUGUAUAGAAUCUGACAAAUUUAAUGAUUUUAGGAUGAUGAAUAAA